CAGUGAGAUGAGCUGCAGACAGACUUUGCCGAGUCCCGGGAUCUCCCGCCAAACCAACUCAGUGCAAAUGGCGGCUGCUGUUUGCGAGUAGCGGCGGUGAGUGAGGUAAAUAAACAUGGGGCAUCCAUCUCACAAUGUACCCGAGCAUUGGCACAACAUGCUGGAGUAACUCAGCGGGACAGGCAGGGUCUCUGGAGAGAAGGAAUAGGUGACGAUUCGGGUCGAGGCCAUUCAGACUGAGUCGGUGGAGAGGGAGACAGAGGGAGCAUGAACAACUUUAAUGAGCUGGAACAGUUUCAGAAGCCAUUCCAAAUUCUGCUACACACCCUAACCGUGGGCACAUCGGGAGCUAUCAGUGCAUACCGUGUGUUGCAUCGUAUUCAGUCAAAACAGUCUCUUCAUUGGAGAACCUUCACAGAGACACUGUGCCAACCCGAGCCAUUUUUGGAAGGGAAUGAGCAGAAGCUAAGUCUACAGCCAUUGUUUUACCUUUUACCAGUAUUGGUCAGAAGAAACCUUUUAUCUUUCCUUCACCUGGCUAGUAGCCAUGUUCCGAAAGAAUGUCUGCAUCGUCUUAUCUCACAGUUGAAGAAAAACCCGGGUACGGAUCUUUGGGAACAGAAACUAAUUGAUGUGCUGGAGCACGACUUGGAAGGUGGAUUGGGUUAUUCAAAGUCUGAUUUGCAUUCAAACAGAUUUCAGGAGCAAUUGAAACACAUAAGUCACAAGUUGAUGGGAAAUUCUGAAGUUUGUUCAGACACUGAGAAGAGGUUGGGAUGGUACUAUAAACAACAAAUUAUCAGCAAUGGUAAAUCAUGUGAAAGUACUGAAGACAACAUAGCAUUGACGCAGAACUCUAAAAAACGGAAAAAUGUAGACGAUGCUGCUCUUUUCGAAGACGAUGAACAAAAUAUAACAAAGAAAAUGAAAUUAGACAAAGAAGACGUCUGUUUGGAACCAUUUGUUGGCAGGGAGAUCCAGGAUACAACUGCAAAUGUGGGAAAUGCGAAUCCUAUCCAUACACUCGUACAAAACAAAAUGGGCACUGUUGAAGUAGAACAGAAAGUCCUUCCGAAAAUAGAAGAAAUAGUUGGUCUACCUGAACAUAUCAAGUCUUCAGUAUCCACACUGAGAGAUAUAUUCGAAGCAGAUUCAGAUAAGCUGGAAACACCUGAAGAAUUAAAUAUCCUCAAUCAAUGUGAUCCAAACCAGCUGGAGAAGCUCUGUUUAUUAUUACGGCUGUCCGAGCUCUCAGAGCACCAACUGCCCUUGGCCUGCAACAAAAUGAUCUCCCUACCAUCUGACCUCAGUUACAGCAAUGCGACUGUGCUUGCUCAGAAUCUCUUCCUGACAAGGGUACUCUUACUGACGGAGCCUGCUUCACGCUUUCUAAUGGCUGCCAUCACUUUGUUUUACAAGAAAUAUCCACGCCCAACCUGCAGUGCUCUGAUUGGGCCACUCCUUCAGACUCCAGAUAUAGGAAAUAUUCAAGUUGAGCUGAUUUGCAGACUUGUUGAAGACUGCAUUGAACCAGACUAUUUAACAGUGACUUUCAGAUACGUCCUGUUCGUAACAUGGAGUGAAGAAAUACUCUCCGUGGUCCAUAUAUUGCUUGAGAGGAAGGUAGACCUAUCUUGUGAACUGUUUGAACAGUUUAUUCAAAAGUUAAGCCAACAAGCCGGGAGAUUCAACAACUCAGUAAAAUAUGCCAAGAUGGUCCUAGCUACACUUACAAAGUACCCAACCAAUAUAACACUCGUUCACAAGAAUAUGCUGUUCAAUGUCUUGGUAAACCAUACCACAUUUCUGAAGAAAUCACUGCAGGUGGCACUGAAACAUAUUAAUGUAUAAUUUGAUAUAUUUUUAAUGCUAGUUUUGUUAUGCAUUGUCUUGAUUAGCAUACAUGGUUCCAAUGGUUCAUAACUCAUCAAUAUACUUAUAAAAUUCUGAUCUUGGAUGUGGACGUAUUUGUGUGUUUUUCUCCUCGAAAACACAUUGCGCUAACGGUGAAAUGUUUACAUAUUCCGAUAUUUACCUCAUGAUCUCGAAAACAGUCUCACCUGAAAAUGUUAUUAAUUAUUUCUUGAGUUUAUUAAAAUUGUUCACAAAUCUGAAA
Messenger RNA from Leucoraja erinaceus (little skate), 2116 nucleotides. RefSeq names its product FA complementation group E (gene fance). The transcript is spliced from 11 exons. The coding region runs from base 268 to 1851 and encodes 527 amino acids. NCBI's taxonomy places the organism in Eukaryota, Metazoa, Chordata, Chondrichthyes, Rajiformes, Rajidae. The record is from RefSeq and is a predicted model, not a curated record. Gene Ontology annotation, cellular component: Fanconi anaemia nuclear complex. Gene Ontology annotation, biological process: interstrand cross-link repair.